Molecule: messenger RNA, 4769 nt
Organism: Python bivittatus (Burmese python)
Lineage: Eukaryota; Metazoa; Chordata; Lepidosauria; Squamata; Pythonidae
Source: RefSeq, a predicted model, not a curated record
UUCUGCUCCUGGAGAAGGAAUUUACCAGAUUGGAUUGAGUCCCAAAGAGCAAAUCAGCUAAGGAUUGGAACAUUGCUCAAAAUAUGAAGAUGUUAUUGAUAUUAAUAUUCAUAAUUACUGGGACACAGACUUUCAUGGCCCAGAAACCAGUUCCCAAGCCUGUUGAUAUUAUAUUUUUGGUGUCCAGUAGUAAUAUAUCUUUCCCUCAUGUCAAAACAUUUAUUAGUACAGCAAUCAAGAGUUUACCUUUUGGGCCUAACGAGUAUCGCAUUGCACUUGCUCAAUAUAGUGAUCAAGUAUAUAGUGAAUUCCAACUGGAUACCUACAAAGGGAAGAAUCCAAUGUUAAAUCAUAUCAAAAAGAAAAUGGUACUCAAAGCUGGCUUCUUAAAAACUGGCAGUGCUCUCUACCAAAUACAUGAGAUCGAUUCCUGGAAACCAGUUCCUGGAGAAGACAGGUCCAAGAUUUUGAUAGUGAUCACAUCUCAACAAUCUAAAGAUGAUAUAAAAGAAGCUGGUCAGCUACUGCAGAAAUCUGGAGUAAAGGUCAUUUCAAUUGGGGUGGAAGAUGCCUCUUCUGGCGAACUACGUCUGAUGGCUACAAAGCCAUUUUAUUUCUUCUUUCCUAGAAUAGAAGACCUUAGUGUAUUUGCUCAGAAUAUUUCUAGGAUCGUAGUUGAUGCUAUUCACAUAGGUAAUAAUGAUACAAAUCUUUUAAAUAUGGCAGCUGUGAACAUGAACUACAGAACAGUAUUAGAAGCGUGUCAUGGUGAUGGAGUUGCUGAUUUGGUAUUUAUCGUGGAUGCAGGUUCUCCACAAACAAACUUUGAAAAGAUGCAGCAAUUUUUAGGAAACCUUUUGUCUUCUUUGGAUGUGAAGGAGAAAUGCAUAAGAAUAGGCCUAGUGACUUUCAGCACUAAGCCCCAGAUGAUAUCUUCACUGCAGAUGGCAACUGAUAGAAUUAGUGUCCUGCAAUAUAUCCAGGGACUAUCGCCUAAGCCAGGAAAAGCCAACAUAGGUUCUGCCAUUAAUUUUACAAGACAGAAAGUCUUCAGUGCCAGUGCUGGAAGUAGGAAAGCGCAAGGGGUAGAACAAAUAGCCAUUCUGAUCAGUCACAGAUCUUCAGAAGACAGUGUGAGAGAUGCAGCUAAACUGCUCAGAAGAGCUGGUGUGACUGUGUUUGCCAUUGGUAUUGAAGAGGCUAAUAUUACCCAACUAACCCAGGUUGCUGCUUACCCACCAACACGAUAUGUUACUCAGCUAAGCACAUUUUCUCAUUUGCUCAAUACAUCUCUGAAUUUUCACAAGAAAAUUAUGAAUCAAAUACAGGAAAAACUCUACAUGGAUACCAAAAGAACAGAACUUCUGAAAAAAGGAUGUGUGGAUAUGGAAGAAGCUGAUAUUUAUUUUCUCAUUGAUGGUUCAUCAAACCUUGAUUAUUUUGACUUUGUGGAUCUCAAAUUAUUUUUGAAAGAAGUGGUUAAGUUGUUUACCGUAGGCCCAAAUAAGGUCCGCGUUGGAGUUGUGCAGUAUGCAGAAACCAGUGAGCUGGAAUUUGAUCUUGAAGAAUAUGGCAAAAUAAAUGAUAUAUUGAAAGCCAUUGAUAACAUUCGUCAGAUUGGUGGGACUCCCCACACAGGAGCAGCUUUGACAUUCAUUCAUCCCCUGUUCAGGAAGUUGCAAGGUCAGCAUUCCAGAAGUGUGCCCCGGCAUCUAAUUGUGUUAGUAGACCAGAUAUCAAAAGACCAUGUGGAGGAGCCUGCCAAGAGAUUGAGGAAUGAGAAGAUCAAUCUUUAUGCCAUUGGUGUAGGACACACUAAUGCAUCUCAAAUCUAUACAAUUGCAGAUUCAACCAACCAAGCUUAUUUUGUGAAUGAUUUUGCCUCUCUAAAGUACAUAAAGAAUGAAGUUGUUCGGGAGAUCUGUGUUAUGGAAGUCUGCAAGGAAAAGAAAACAGAUAUUGUGUUUCUGGUAGACAGCUCUAGAAGCAGCGGGACUGAGGACUUCGAGAAAAUGAAGAACUUCAUGAGGGAGCUGGUGGACAAAUCUGAUGUUGGUCCAGACAGAGUGCACAUUGGAGCUGUCCAGUUCAGUGACAAAUGCCAAGAAGAAUUCCAACUCAACCAAUACUUGACAAAACGAGAUAUCAAAAAUGCUAUUGGGAGAAUGACUCUUAUGGGACAGAGCACGCUCACUGGAGGUGCCCUGCAAUUUGUGUCCAAUUAUUUCAAGCCUGCCAAAGGGGCACGACUGUAUGUCAAGAAAGUUCUUAUUUUGAUGACUAAUGGAGAAGCACAGGAUGAGGUGAAAAACCAUGCAGAAGCUUUGAGAGAGGAAAAUAUCAUCAUCUAUUCAGUGGGGAUGUUCCAGGCUAACAAAACGCAGCUGAUGGAGAUCAGUGGGAAGCCUGAGAUGGUCUUUUAUGUAGAAGACUUUGAGGUUCUAAAGCACUUCAAAAGUGAGAUCCUCUUUGAAAUAUGUAGCCCUUACGAUGAAUGCCGAAGAAUAGAACGUCUAGAUAUUGUGUUUGUCAUUGAUGGUUCUGGAAGUAUAGAUCCCAAAGAAUAUGAUAUUAUGAAAGAUUUCAUGAUUACCUUGGUGAAAAAAUCUGAUGUUAGCCAUGAUCAAGUUCAGUUUGGAGCAGUCAAAUAUUCUGCAGAGCCAGAAACAUUUUUCUAUCUCAACCACUUCAAUACCAAAUCGGCAAUCAUUAAGGCUAUUCAGAAUGAUAAGCCUAUUGGGGAAACGACAUAUACAGCCAAGGCAUUGCGACAUUCAGAAAGCCUUUUCUCUAAGAAGCACGGCAGCCGUAAACACCAGAGUGUUCCCCAGGUUCUCAUAGUGAUAACCGAUGGGGAUUCUCACGACACAGCAGAACUUGAUGAAGUAUCAAAGAAUCUCAGGGCUCACGGGAUUAUGAUCUAUGCUAUUGGGGUAGAAAGAGCCAAGCCAGAUGAACUCUUGACCAUGGCAGGAUCUGAAGACAAAUAUUUUUAUGUAAAUACAUUUGAAGGCCUGAAAAAUCUCUAUCCCAGGUUAUCUGAUAACAUUUGUGGCAUUUCAAAGCCAGAAUGUGGAAUUCCAGCAGAUCUGGUAUUCCUGAUUGAUGGUUCUAAUAGCAUAAGUGACAGUGAUUUCACUAAGAUGAAGAAUUUUUUGCAAGAUGUAGUUCAUCCAUUUGACACAGGUCACAAUGUGCAAGUUGGUAUUGCUCAGUACAGUGACAGAUACCAAGAAGAAUUCAGCCUGAAUAUUUUCCCACGCAAAUCAGAACUUGAAACUCAAAUCAGACACAUUCAACAGAUGGAAGGACUUCAGACAUAUAUCGGUGCUGCCCUCGAGAAAGUGAAGCUCUACUUUACUCCAGAAGGUGGCAGCAGAAUAAAUGAGAAGAUCCAGCAAAUUUUGCUGGUGAUCACUGAUGGCAGGUCACAUGACAGAGUUGUUCAAGCAGCAGAAGAUCUGAGAAAGAAAGGUGUUGACAUAUACGCCAUAGGAGUAGGGAGAAUUGACCAUUUGCAGCUUAGUCAGAUAGCUGGCUCCUCAGACAGGAAAUACACAGUUGAUAAUUUCAGCGAACUGAAGGUAAUUAAAAAAAGACUAGUUGAUGAUAUUUGUGAGGAAGAAGAUAAAACAUCAUGCUUCAUGGAUAUUGUUGUGGGAAUAGAUGUCUCUUCACAAAGUCAAGGUGAUUAUGUAUUCCACGGACAGCCCCAACUGGAAUUCUAUCUUCCUCAAAUUAUGAGCACUCUCACAUCUUUAACUAGCCUAAGCUGUAAUGCGGGAUCACAGACACAAACCAGUGUGGCACUGAAAAUUAAGAACACAGAUCCGCCAGUGACGUCAAAAUUCCAAAUUGAUAGUGAAAAACUUAUAAACAGUCUUUUGGGUGCUACUAUCAAGAAUGCCUCUCACCUUACUGGAGAGUUCUUGGAUUCACUUUGGGAAACAUUCCAAAUCAAAUCUGCAAACAGAAGGAAAGUACUACUAAUAUUCUCAGAUGGCUUGGAUGACAGAAUAGAAAUCCUGGAAGGCAAAUCAGAAGAAUUGAAGAAAAAAGGAUUGGAUGCAUUGAUAACUGUGGUUCUGGAAGGAGCUUCAAAUUUUAAUGACCUGCAAUACAUUGAAUUUGGCAAAGGCUAUGGCUACAAGACCCAGCUGAAUAUUGGCAUGAGAAACAUUGCUAGUCAAUUGUUCAAAUACAUGAGUAACAUCGCUGAACGGACUUGUUGCUGUGUGUACUGCAAAUGCAUUGGUGAAGAAGGACAACCAGGUGACCAAGGAAGAUAUGGAAUGGAGGGUCCUCAAGGUGUUGAAGGAAGUCCAGGACACUUAGGAGACGAAGGGGCACCUGGUUCAAGAGGGUUGCCAGGACCAGAUGGCGAGAAAGGUUACGGGGGCUGCCGCGGCAAUAGAGGCUCUAAGGGACAAAGAGGAAUAACUGGCCAGAAGGGAAGCAAUGGGGAAGAAGGAUUUGAUGGCAUUAAUGGAGAGCCAGGCUCUCCUGGGCUUCCGGGAUUUAAAGGAGAAAAAGGUGAUCCUGGCAAUCAGGGCAGCCCAGGAGUCAAGGGAAUCCCUGGUGAAUUUGGUGAAAAGGGUUUCCAAGGAGAUCUGGGCAUUCCUGGCAUAAAUAAUAACAUAGCAGGACCAAAAGGUUUGGAAGGAAAAAAUGGAAGAGAGGGUGAAAAGGGUCCCUUAGGCCCCACUGGAUUUCCAGGAUCCAAAGGAACCAAAGGACACCAAGGUAGAAGAGGUCACCAGGGCCCCCAG